AUGAUAACCACUGGUUUGGCCGGUGCCGACACACAGGUGCACACAUACGCCAGCACUGGCACACUCUUAGACCUGAGAAACACGAAACGAGUGGACGAGACGGAGGAGAAUUGGCCAAAAGACGUGACCGCCGCCAUGAGAAUGGCAGACAAUACGGUAUAUCUAUUCCGGGGCGAGAAGUACUGCAAACGAAGUUGGAAAUGCAAAGAUGGUGAUUGUUGCAAAGAAUGGAAAAACGCGAUGAAUCUGUUCCACUGUCCGGGAACUAAAGAAAGCGAAUCCAGAAAUUAUAAGGACAACAAAAAUGGUGACCAAAACGAUGGCGAAGAGGAGACCGAAUUGCAGAAACCCAAAGCGAAACCAACGGAAGAGCCGCCACCGGAACCAAUAACUGAAGAACCAAUAAAAAAGCCUAAUAUAAAGCAGUCAAAGAAGACAACUGAUCCGCCAAAUGAUGACGAAGACUAUGUGGUGAAAAAGGAUUCAAAGAAAUCGCGUAAAAACGGCCCGAGACCUGACCAAAUACGGCCGACACCCAGACGUAGACAUUAG
This is a messenger RNA of Medioppia subpectinata, 552 nucleotides long. Lineage: Eukaryota; Metazoa; Arthropoda; Arachnida; Sarcoptiformes; Oppiidae. The record is from the annotation of a GenBank genome assembly.